Danaus plexippus (monarch butterfly) is the source of this 3601-nucleotide messenger RNA. RefSeq names its product b(0,+)-type amino acid transporter 1-like. Gene Ontology annotation, molecular function: L-amino acid transmembrane transporter activity. The record is from RefSeq and is a predicted model, not a curated record. Bases 311 to 1984 code for a protein of 557 amino acids. Gene Ontology annotation, cellular component: membrane. The transcript is spliced from 13 exons. Gene Ontology annotation, biological process: amino acid transmembrane transport. NCBI's taxonomy places the organism in Eukaryota, Metazoa, Arthropoda, Insecta, Lepidoptera, Nymphalidae.
AAUAGCCAGUCCGCCCUGAGCCGUAGCUCAUAGCAGACUUGUUAUCUUAUUUCAAUUAGUGCCUUUUAAUUUGUGACAAAAUAUAUAAUAAUAAAAUUAAGAUAAAUAAAUGUAUAAAUCCUUGCAAGAAAGUGCAGUUUGGUUCAAAUUCCACCUUUAAAACGAUAGUUAAUUAAAGUGCAGUGCAUGCAAUUCGAUUGUGUAGUGCAAUUCGCUGGCGUUGUGUUAAAGUCGUUGAUAUCAAGAAUAGAAGACAUUUGGCUCGUAGUGUUAAGGUUGUGGCGCCGGCGCCGUAGCCACAUUGCGACGUAUGAGCGAUGCGAUGCGCGAAAAGCUCGCGAGACUACUUCGCGGCUCUAUCGCUGCGCAGACGCAUACAGUCACCACGGACAAAUUUCAAAACGGCACCACUCAUCCUGUACUGCUUUAUUCUGAUGAAGGGAGCGCACGCGAAGGCGGAUUGGUAUGGCGCGGGUGUUCCGGGGACUGCGACGCGGAAGAUGGCUCGGCGGGAACGCUCGCCGAUGGCAACGCCAACCCAGGAGACAAGGUAGAGUUGGAGGGGUCGGACGCAGCUCCGGACGACCCUGUUCACCUCAAGAGACGGGUGGGACUCUUCAGUGGGGUGGCUCUAAUCGUCGGUACUAUGAUCGGUUCUGGAAUAUUCGUGUCGCCCUCUGGGCUUUUGGAGCGUACAGGCUCAGUGGGCAUAAGCUUCAUUAUAUGGAUGGCGUGUGGGCUGCUCUCGCUGCUUGGAGCGCUCGCGUACGCGGAGUUAGGAACGAUGAACACCUCCUCUGGAGCUGAGUACGCAUACUUCAUGGACGCUUUCGGUGGACCACCGGCGUUCCUCUUCUCUUGGGUGUCAACGCUGGUGCUGAAGCCGUCUCAGAUGGCCAUAAUCUGUUUGAGCUUCGCAAAAUAUGCGGUGGAGCCCUUCGUGUCAGAGUGCGAACCGCCUGACGCUCUCGUCAAACUUGUGGCACUUAUAUCUAUUGUGAUGAUUCUUGCCGUCAACUGCUACAGUGUCAAUCUAGCGACGAACGUCCAAAAUAUUUUUACGGCUGCGAAACUGGUCGCCAUCGCGAUAAUCGUCUGUGGAGGAGCUUACAAACUCAUUUUAGGUAAUACGCGACAUUUACAGGAGCCCAACUUCGCAAGUAGCACCGCGACGCUUGGCAACAUCGCCACGGCCUUCUACACCGGGCUGUGGGCCUACGAUGGAUGGAAUAACCUUAAUUAUGUUACAGAGGAAAUUAAAAAUCCUUCCAAGAAUCUGCCUCUGAGCAUAAUAAUCGGCAUUCCGCUGGUGACGCUGUGCUACGCCUUGGUGAACGUGUCGUACUUGGCGGUGAUGUCCGUGAGUGAGAUGGCGGACAGUGAAGCGGUCGCUGUGACCUUCGGGAACAGACUGUUGGGCCCCAUGGCGUGGCUGAUGCCGCUGGCUGUUACUAUAUCAACUUUCGGCUCGGCGAAUGGGACUCUAUUUGUUGCGGGAAGGUUGUGCUUCGCAGCAUCUCGGGAGGGACAUUUAUUGGAUAUACUUUCGUAUGUCCAUGUACGUCGGUUUACACCCGCCCCGGGACUUAUAUUCCAUUCUCUGAUAGCGGUGGCGAUGGUGCUGUACGGAACCAUAGAUUCGUUAAUUGAUUUCUUCUCGUUCACUGCCUGGAUAUUCUACGGUGGGGCAAUGCUGGCGUUGAUUGUGAUGAGAUACACCAAGCCUCACGCGCCUAGACCAUACAAGGUGCCGAUUAUAAUUCCCUACAUAGUCCUGAUUGUGUCCGCGUACUUGGUGGUCGCUCCGAUCAUAGACAACCCUCAGUGGGAGUACUUGUACGCGGGAGCUUUCAUCCUCGCCGGCCUGCUGGUCUACCUGCCGUUCGUCAAGUGGGGAUACUCUCUUCCCUUCAUGGAUAAAAUUACAGUGUUUCUUCAGAUGGUUCUAGAAGUGGUGCCAACGUCGACGACUUUUGAAUAUUGAUAGUCCGCGCUGGACUUUAAAAAGGCAUUUUAAAACGAAAUAUUUUGGGUACUUGUUAUUUCUUUGAGAUUCUUUCUUAAUAUUCGGUGAUGGAUUGUAAUUGUAUAAAAUUGUAAUCUAAACCUUACAAAAUAUAUUCGGACCGUUCAGCAUGUCGUAAAAUCAAUUAUUUUUUGACUGAUAUAACAGGUUCCUUUUUAUAUUUUAAAAUUAUUAUCAUAUAAUUAACAUAUAAAUACUUUAUACAGUUGUUGUUUUUAUAUAUAUUUUUUUCAUCGGAGUAUGAAUGUUUUGAAAAAUAAUAAUAUAUCGCAUAACCUUAUGUUUAGGAUUGGCUUAACCUUUUUUCUUAUUGUUACUGUUAAGCCGUUUAAUUUAGAUAGUUCCUAGCGGAAGCCGUACAUCUCCCAUUUCAUUAGAUUGCACGAAUCAUUCCGAAGAGCGUGUGCAUCGAGGUUUGGCCAAAAUACUACGCAAAUUUCAACAGAGUUUUGCAAUAUGUAGUACUUUGUUAAAAAACAGCAAUAUAUGAAGAUGAAGGUGUUUGAAAUUAAAAAUGCAUAUUUGCGAUAGAAUUUGAAAAUAAAACCGAACAAAACUACGUGAAAGACCAUUAUCAAACUUAUAUACGGAUAUUCGAUUUUGACAAAAAUAUAUAUUUUUUAUGUUGAAACAGAAAUGUAUUACAAUUUAUGUCACUGUUUAAAUCCGUUUGACGUUUGUAGAUUCGUGUCAAAUCUCUCGGCGCGAAGCUCUUUCGCAUCACUAUGAGUUAUUGUGCUAAACUCAUGGUUUAAAUAGUUCACGUCAUUUUUAGUUUAACUUUAAUUGUAAAAUAUUAAACGUAUAGGAUUUAUCUUAUAUUUUCACUCUUUGCAAUACUUUCAGAUCAUAAGAGAUAUUUAGGAAAAAGUAGAAAAAAAAAUUGUGUUAUUUUGUACGAAAAUUAUAUAUUUUGCUCAUUAGUUAGUUAAUUAAAUUAAUUAUUGAUUGAAUUGCUCGGAGUUACAAUAUCUGUUUUUAAAGACUAAAGUAUAGUUUAAACUAACAUUUCUACCAAGUCUGCUGAUGUUUGCGACCGGUAAAUAUUGGUCCUAUCAUUCCUUACCGGGGCAAACCUAAAUCGUCAUUUUUAUUUGAUUUUUUUUAAUAUUAAGCUUCGUUUAUUUCUAUACUGUUUUAAAACGAGUGAAAUUAAUAUAUCAGUAGUUUAAUGGAUUAUACAUGUAUCUGUUUAUAUUUUUAGUGUUGUAAAUUAUUUCAAACAUGAGAAACACUAGUGUUUUUUCUUGUAGAAUAGUUGUAACUGGAAAUCGUAGUGAAGCCCUUUAGAUAUAAUAAAUGCCCCCAAAUCCAAACUAUUUUGGUAUAAUCUAAAACUACAUAUGAAUUUAAUUUUCGCUGUAUGUUAAGCGUUCGGGCACACUUACACGUAACGAUGUGAUAUUGUUAUGGGUAAAACUAAAAUGGUUUAAUUUUGUGUACAAAUAAUAAAAAAAAAAUCGAAUACCUAUACAAAUAACCUAUGUACUUAUCUUAAAUGGAAAACAGAUUUAUUUAUUGUUAUACACUACCAAUAUAAUAAAAUUUUAAAUAAAGACAUUUAAAAAUUACAAA